CGUGUCUCCACUACAGGCCAGGGCAGACUGCGGGACAUGAGCCAAUACGGUGUGAAGAUCCAUGAGGAGAGAAGGGGGGCGAGUGAAGUGACCACGUUUAGAGAGAAAUGGCGAGCUUGAAGUAAAGCCUUAAGGAGAAGGCAGUAACAUAUUAAAUAUAACAUCGAUUUAUAUUUGCAUUGGACGGUUCCAUUUGCAUCGACCGGUUGCCGACUGGCCUCCACUCCGAUGUAUCCCCGCUCCUCCUCUCCCGGAGGAGCUCUUCCUGGGCACGUAAUGACGUCGUGCGUAAGGGCUGAUCGGUCAGACGCGCCGUGGCGUCACGUGGUGUCGCACGUCCAAUGACGUGCGCCGUUGACGGGCGGCCAUUGCUGGGGAAGAGGGUAUCAUGAGAUGUAAAGUUUGAAGUGCUUCUACCUACUAAUUUUGCAAUGACAAUGACAGCCCGGCUCAUACCCAGGUGUUUCCGACACCUUGGUGCUUCGUUUCUCACUGUGCCAGUCUCUGCUACCUGCAGGCGAAUCAUGCCUGAACAGUACUGGUCGUCUGUACCGUUUGCUGGUGUACACAUGUCUGCUGUUUGUCACCAAACCGACUUGUCUCCUGCUGCUGAACAACCCUACUUCCGACCACCAGAGCGUACAAAGGUGGAGGAGCUGAUUGAGUCAGCCCAGAGUGUAGAGGAGCUUCUGCAGAUUCCCUGUGGCCAGAAGACCACUGGGAACCAAGCGGCAUCGGUGCUUAUCCGUGUGUGCAGCCCGAAGCUAGGUCAGAAGCUGGACUCUCAGAAUAUCACAGAGGACGAGCGCUUCCAGCGUCUUUUGAACACCAUUGAUAGCCAGAUUUCUGUUGUGUGGAAUGGGAACUUGAUCAGCUUGCUACGGAGCCUCCUUAUGAUCAGGCUUGAUGCCAAAAACCCAGUUCUUCGGUCCAUUGAAAAUGAGGUCCACUGGCGGUUGAGACGGCUAUCCUUUAAAAAUCUCACAUCACUUGUUGACUACUACACCAGCUUUGCACAGUCAGACCAACAGAAAGUGUUGCUAAGUGACAUAAUAAAACAUGUGGAACUGCGGUGGGCAGAGAUCACAGACGCAAAGACUGUGGCCUUGUUAGUGAUGAAGGUUGGACAUCUGUCAAAUGCAUUGAUGGACAAACUGGAGGAUAAGAGCUUGGAACUGGCUGAAUAUUUCACUCCUGAUGACACAAGAAAAGUGAUGCUGGCCUUGGCAAUGCAAAAUCGGCGCUCUGUUCCCUUGCUACGUGCCCUCUCAUACCAUUUCAUGCAGAAGCACUUUGAUCUGAAGACUGGAGUACUGAUUGACAUGGCUUUUGCUUAUGGAAAGCUGAAUUUCCAGCAGACGCAGGUUUUCCAGCGGCUGGCCUCUGAGCUUCUCCCCAGGGUACCGGAGCUGAGCCCCCUUGACGUCAUGCGAUGCACAAAGUCAUUUGCUUACCUAAAGUGGCUCAAUCUACCUUUGUUUGAAGCUCUGGCACAGUAUGUACAUGAGCACUGUGACAAGAUGACUGAGGUGCAGCUCUGUAACAUUAUCAUGGCUUUUGCUCGUCUUAAUUAUCAACCAGCCACUGGAGAGGCCUUCUUUGCUAAGAUUCACAAUAAAUUUAACAGUGCCCUGUUGGAGAUGGAGCCAUUCCUGCUGGUUGAUUUGGUAUGGUCACUUUGUAUAUUGCAACAGGUUAACCCUUUUUACCUCCGUCAUGUACUUGAACCUCAUUUCUACCAAAGAAUCACAGAAGGGACUCAGCCACAGAAAGAGGAGAACUAUAAACUGAAGUUGGUACAUAUCAAUGCCACAGCUCAGCUUGAAUGUUCUGACUAUAGUGGUCCCUUUUUGCCAAGUCAGUGCCUGGAUACCUGGAUCUCAGGAGCCAGGAAGAAGCCAAGUCCACUAAGUGGUGCUGUAUGUGAAGCUUUGCAGUCUGCCCUCGGAGACCAGACCAAGUAUCGCUGUGGUGUUGACACAUUGUAUGGUUGGGUUAUUGAUGGAGAAGUUCUGAUGGAUUCUGAGAGUAAGCCUUUUGCCCUUCAGCAGUACACGGCCUUGCACCUACUUAAACCUGAGGGGACAAUGCCUCUUCCCCCUGGAGCCAAGAGAUUGGCACUUAUAGCUAGGGAAUAUCCAAAUUACAUGUCACGGAGCCGGGACCUGUUGGGGCGCUUCGCUAUGGCUCGUCGGCACUUGCAGGCUGCUGGAUUCUUGGUUGUGGAUGUUCCAUACUAUGAUUGGCUUGAAUUGAAGUCAGAGUGGCAGAAGGUUGCAUACUUAAAGGACAAAAUGAGCAAAGCCAUAGCUGAAGAAAUGGCACAGUGAAGCACAGAGAUCUGCCUCAUUCCACCAUUUACCUUGCUUGAAGCUGGGUGGUGAAGACAGAAGGUUCUCUCUGGAAUCCAUGUGAUAAAAAGAUCAGUGGAGUCAGUGAUUUUCAUUGUACAUACUAUAUUUUAAAUUAAAAGAGUGCAUUGGUUCCACAGUUUAUAUUUGGGAGAUGCAGAGAUUUUCUUUGCCAGGUUUACAUAGUCCUUUUAGCUUUUUGGAGCACCUAGCACACCCUCAUCGCCCAGCCCCCUACAAUUCUUCAUUUCACCUUUUUACCCCUUUGCAUGGAGGUAAAAUUCGUUUGUUUUAUCCAAGACUCUGUACACAAUGAGUAUUGGCGACCAACAAUGAAGAUUCAGAAGACCAAAUCUUUAGAAAUCAACUACAUCUUAAUGAUUGAAGUUUGAAUUUUCUUUCUAAUUCUGGAACAAUAAACAUUUUCCUUUGUUUAGAUAUGUAAGACCAGAAAUUCUGAGCUUUAUUUCCCUCCUUCCCUCUAUCCCUUCAAAUCUCUGCUCAGUCUACACACAAGUUGUGUACUGAGCUUCAGGUUAGGGAGGAAAAAACUAGUUGAAUUCUAUCUAAGAAUCUGAGCAUCAGAUGAGGGUAGGAUCGGAUUCCAUGACUAAGUAACUUUGGUUGAUUAGCUAUCUGAAAUGAGAACACGGGCUGUUGGUUGAAUUAAGAGUGGAUAACCAAUACUUGUGGGCUGUUACCCAAGGAGAAGCAGCUUGUUUAGUGAGGUGUAUAACAUAUUACUUUUGUCUUUUGUAGUGUCUUAACUGCCUGUAGCACAUAAACAGGAUCACUCCCUAACCUCCAUGCCUUCACUAUUUUGUCAGAUAAAUGAAUGGUAAAUAUAUAAAAUUUGAUUGAGGCACAAGAAACUACUUGGAUAGUUAACCAAAACCUUUGUUGGAGAGGAAGAUUUUAAGGAUUGUUUUGAAGGAUGAAAGAUGGUGGAGAGAUUUAGGCAGAGAAUUCCUGAGCUUCGGGCCUAGGCAACCGAAAGCACGGUCACAGCGAUGGAGUGAUUAAAUUCAGAAUAAUCAGAAACCAGAACUGGAAGAGAAUGGAUAUCUCAGGCAGUGGUAAGAAAUAACAGAGUUAAGGUGGGGGUGAGUCCACAGAGGAACUGAAGACAAGGAUAAGAAUUGUAAAAUCGUGGAAUUUCUUAACCCAGUUCCUUUGUGGGUUUUCUAGCACAGGACUGAUGAGUGAUUAGGGAACUGUGAAAAAGACAUGGAUUUGAAAGUCUUGAAUAACCUCAAGCUUAUGGAGUUUAGAAUGACACUCUGGAAUUCCCUUGUCUACAGGUUAGAAAGGUGUGGGUAAGGGUUUACAAUACAUGAGUUGAGGCAGGUACAGGGUUAGUUGAUGUUAGAACCAUAGAAUUGUACAGCAUAGAAACAGGCCAUUCAGCCCAACUCAUCUAUGCCAACCAGUGGGCACCCUUCUGUUUUAAUCCUAUAGUCCAGCAUGUGGUCCAUAGCCCUCCAUGCCUAAGUGAUUCAAGUGCUCAUCUAGACAUUUCUUAAAUCCUGUCAGCAACCCAGCUUCAACCACUCUCUCAGGCAGUGCAUUUCAGGUACUUACCACACUCUGGGUGAAAACUGUGUUAUGGAGGUGAGAUCAUGGUGACGUUACAAAGAUGGUCUGAAGUUUAUUUCAGGGUCAAAUGUCAAGGUCACAUACUAUAUGAUUAAGGCAUUAACAGAGAAUCAGUGACUAGGAAACUGAAUUUGUGGUAAUGACUGAAGAAAAUUAAAAGUGUGGCUCAAUGAGAAGUAAUGGAGGGAGAGGUUUUGCUUUAUGGGACAUUGGCACCAGUACUGGGGUAAUAGCGAUCAGUUGGGUCAGACUCCUCUUAAACAGGUGUAGAACCAGUAAACUGGUGAAUUAGAUAGCUAGGACAGUAGACAAGGCUUUAAACUAAUAACAUGGGGGAGAGGGUUACCCCACCUCAUCUCCCUAACCCCACAAGUGAAAUGUCAAAUGGCUACAAUAGUUUUGUGUAGAAAUAAGCAGAGCAUGUCAGGAUGAGGCAGAAUGUAUGACAAAUGUAAUAGGACAAUGUAACUAGUGUGGCACCUAAGGAAAAUAAAAUCAAAAGUCAAACUUAAAAGGCACUGCAUCUGAAUGUGCAAAACACAGGUGGAAACUAAUAAGUUUGAUCAAAUAGCCAUUGCAACCCACAAUUCCAAAAUGACCAUGCUUGUGAAUUAAGUAUUCCAGGAACCAUAACUUUUAGAAAAGAUGGGCAAAAUGGAUGAUGGGCAGUAAAGUUAAAGGAACUUCGCUCAGAAAAUCAAGUAGUAGAAUCAGUUUGGGUGGAGCUAAUAAAAACAAGGGUUGGUAUUGUCUAUAACUCCCCAAACAGUUGUGGGUAUGUAGAGCAUAUGAUAAAUUAGGAAAUUAGAGUUAAAUGUAAUAAGGGUAAUAAUUGGAAUUGGUUUAUUAUUGUCAUUUAUAUCGAAGUAAUGAUGCAGCUCUACAAAACUGGUUAGGCCACACUUGGAGUACUGUGUCCAGUUCUGGUUGCCUCAUUAUAGGAAGGAUGUGGAAGUGUUGGAAAGGGUGCAGAGGAGAUUUACCAGGAUGCUGCCUGGUUUGGAGAGUAUGGAUUAUGAGGAAAGACUAAGGGAGCUAGGGCUUUACUCUUUGGAGAGAAGGAGGAUGAGGGGAGACAUGAUAGAGGUAUACAAAAUAUUAAGAGGAAUAGAUAGAGUAGACAGCCAGCGCCUCUUUCCCAGGGCACCAAUGCUCAAUACA
Molecule: messenger RNA, 5108 nt
Organism: Pristis pectinata (smalltooth sawfish)
Lineage: Eukaryota; Metazoa; Chordata; Chondrichthyes; Rhinopristiformes; Pristidae
Gene: fastkd4
Product: transforming growth factor beta regulator 4
Exons: 11
Coding region: 432-2330 (632 amino acids)
Biological process (GO): mitochondrial RNA processing; regulation of mitochondrial mRNA stability
Cellular component (GO): ribonucleoprotein granule; mitochondrial matrix
Molecular function (GO): RNA binding
Source: RefSeq, a predicted model, not a curated record